Oppia nitens is the source of this 990-nucleotide messenger RNA. RefSeq names its product 5-hydroxytryptamine receptor 1A-alpha-like. Gene Ontology annotation, biological process: G protein-coupled receptor signaling pathway. Gene Ontology annotation, cellular component: membrane. Gene Ontology annotation, molecular function: G protein-coupled receptor activity. Bases 1 to 990 code for a protein of 329 amino acids. The transcript is spliced from 5 exons. The record is from RefSeq and is a predicted model, not a curated record. Lineage: Eukaryota; Metazoa; Arthropoda; Arachnida; Sarcoptiformes; Oppiidae.
AUGCGGUGUCGCAAUCAGUCGCCAAUUUUCCGAUUGUCGUUAAACUUGGCGGCUACCGAUGCCGUCAAUAGCUUGAUAGUGGGAACCGGCCUAUUUGUCAACUCCUAUUUGCCCCGUGUGUUCAACGUGUCCAUCAGCAACAACUGUACAAUACUGGUGUUGGAAAUAUUUCGGUUGUCAUCGUUGGUCGCAUCGGCACUGCAUCUGUUAGCUAUGGCUUUCAUCUACUACAGAGGUGUUACCAAACCAUUGCAUUACAGGUUUACUAUAUUUUGUUCAACACAUCUCAAGCGUAGUCUAUAUUUGGUAUCAUUAAUGUGUUGGACAAUACCUGUCCUAAUAUUUAGUCUAUAUUUUUUCAGUAUCCCGUGUCAAGCUUUUCAAUCGGCAAACUGUGACUACAUUUUUAUGCUAUCGUUUCGCUUGAGGACAACAGUGACCGUAAUUUUUUUGGCACCACUGCUGGUAAUGUCUGUCCUGUAUUGGCGUAUAUUUUCAAUCAUACAUUGCCGCCGCCGUCGGGCCGCCGGUUCAACUACUACUACUACUACGACCUCAGUGACGACCAACAGUAUCGGUGCAGUCAUUAAUCGUAACGUUUUGCUAGAUAUCGGCUGCAGUGCUGAUGUCGACGACCAGAUUGUUAGCCGAAAAUCCCUACAUAUAGUCAAAAGCCGACAAACACUAGCCAUUAGGCGAUCGCCAAAUCGGUCGCUAAGUGGUCAUCGGCGCCGAUAUUCAAGCAAAACAGUAGUCACAACACUGUCUAUAUUAGGUACUUAUGUUAUAUGUUGGAUGCCGGGAGUUGCCUAUCUGGCCCUGACCUGUCUGGACGGUUGUCCAUUUCCGCUACUAUCGCUGGCCGACGACACCCGUAUACUAAUUGGCUUUACUGUCAAUGCAUUGAUUAUAUUUAAGGCAAUUAUCGACCCAUUUAUCUAUUCAUUUCGUAUGAACGAAAUUACUGCACUAUAUCGCAGAAAUCUUUAA